GCUAUAUAAACAUCAAAUCAGUCCACUCUCGGGUGCAGUUUUGGACCGGGUCUGGCAGAUCAAGGACGGUGUUCGUAAGUUGCAAGUGAUUGAUUUCAGAGAGAAAAGUGCAAAUUUGCAUAGUGAAAAUGUUCAAAGGACUUAUUCUGUUGAGUGUUGUUCUGGUGGUCAGCGGACAAACAAGACCAACGCCAAAGUUUAAGGAAAUUCCCAUCGUGUCACAUGAAAACAUUUUGGAAGUUGACGGGAAAUUUCGAUACAGUUACGAGGGUGGAGACGGAACUCGGGCCAUCCAGGAUGGGCAGCAGAUCUUCGUGAACAAUCAGGCUGGUACGGCAUCCCAGGGCCAAUACACGUACCAGGGAGAUGAUGGCAAGACCUACAGUGUGUCCUACACGGCGGACGAGAAUGGAUACCGGCCAUCGGCGGACCACCUGCCGACGCCUCCACCGGUGCCAGCACCGAUAGCGCGAGCGCUGGCCUAUCUGGCAACGCUGCCGCCGCAGAAGGAGAACAGUAACAAUAAUCACAAUAAUAAUUUUAAUGGAAGCUAA
This is a messenger RNA of Culex quinquefasciatus (southern house mosquito), 554 nucleotides long. RefSeq names its product endocuticle structural glycoprotein SgAbd-3. Gene Ontology annotation, cellular component: chitin-based extracellular matrix. The transcript has 3 exons. Bases 129 to 554 code for a protein of 141 amino acids. The record is from RefSeq and is a predicted model, not a curated record. Lineage: Eukaryota; Metazoa; Arthropoda; Insecta; Diptera; Culicidae. Gene Ontology annotation, molecular function: structural constituent of chitin-based larval cuticle.